GAGUAGACCUAUGAAAGAGAUUCUGUUCUGUUGCAUUUUCGUUUUACAGUUUCAGCAGUUUUAUAAUUAAUAUGGCAUCAUAGUCAAUCAAGCUGUCGGUCUUUUCCCCCCUUGGAACAAUGUAUGAACUGAAGAUACCAUUGCUGAGCUGAAUUUAUUUAUUCGAGCUUAGAGGAAAUCCACCAGCUGUAUCAGUAAUCGUAAAGAAAGAACUUUGCCUCCUGUUGGAGAAUCCAUCCAGCCGCAGCGAAGGCCUCCUCGUAGCCUACUCCUACUCUAUUGAAUUAUGAGUUUUUUUUAAAACCUACAAUCAUGGAGUGAGGUACUAUGAACAAAGAACUGAUUGUAACUCUCAAAAGUCACAAAAAUGUUGGACUACGAGAAUCAAAUCUUCUUGGAUGCUUUUCAUGAUGAUGGUCUUCUUGUUAUGUCUAGGGGUCUGGGACUCAGCAGAUUGUUUACAGAAUUCUUGAAGGUUUACAGUGACCCAGCAAGCCUAGUGCUUGUGUUAAAUACCACCCCUGCUGAUGAGAACUUUUUUACGGAGCAGUUGGAGAAACAUGGGAUAUCAAAAGUGCCCAGAAUAAUCACCAAUGAGAUCAAUGCUACAGACAGGCAGACAACAUAUAUGGAAGGAGGCGUCCUCUUCAUCACGUCAAGGAUUCUGGUGGUUGAUCUGCUGACUGACCGAGUGCCAGUGAGUCACGUGACUGGCAUCAUGGUCUAUAGAGCUCACAAAAUCAUCGAGUCUUGCCAGGAAGCUUUCAUACUUCGACUGUAUCGAGAAAAGAACAAGACAGGAUUCAUCAAAGCUUUCACUGACAACGCUGAAGCUUUCACUAGAGGCUUCUGCCAGGUGGAACGCAUGAUGAAGAAUUUGUUUGUGAAGAAACUGUUUCUGUGGCCUCGGUUCCAGGCCAGUGUGGUGACCUGCUUCAACAAACACAAGGUUGAUGUAGUGGAAGUUCACCAACAUUUGACCCCAGCCAUGACUGCUUGCCAGACCUCCCUGUUGGAUAUCAUCAACGCUUGCAUUGCAGAGCUCAAAAGAUCCAAUCCUAGCAUUGAUAUGGAUGAGAUCACUGUUGAGAAUGCUUUGUCAAAAUCCUUUGACCUUCUCAUUCGCCUCCAGCUGGAACCCUUGUGGCACCAACUCAGUGUCAGGACCAGGCAGUUGGUCUCUGACCUCAAGACUAUCAGGCUCAUACUCAGGCAAUUAACACAGUAUGACUGUGUGACAUUCCACAGCUUUCUGCAGUCUAUCAGAUCAAACGAGAAGUCAUUUGCACACAACACGGGCUGGCUAUUCCUUGAUGCAGCUGACAGUUUAUUUGUGCAUGCCAGGGAAAGAGUGUAUGGCAGUGUCAAGUUCAGGGAGAAGGAAAAAGGCAAGAAGCAGAAGAAAAUGGAAGACAAGAAUGAAGAACAAAGAGGAGAAGAGAGUGAUGAUGAAGAUGUGACGACAAGCCUGGAGCCUUGUCCCAAGUGGCAAGCUUUAUCCGAGAUUCUGGCGGAGAUUGCAGAGGACGAGGACUCCAUGUGUGAGGUGGGCGUGGACAACGAUGGGGUGUUGGACACAGGCUACAGAGUGCUGGUCUGUGCAGAGGAUGACCGUACCUGUAGUCAGCUGAAAGAGUACCUCUCUGAGGGAGCAGAAGUCCUCAUGAACAGAAUGUUUCAGAAAUAUCUCAUGCUGAGGAAAGGAAGAGCAGCUGCUGCUAAGGGAGAUUUCAAAUCAAAGGAAAAUAAAAAGAAAGCUGCAGUUGCUGAUGAGGAUGCCUUGACCUUGACCCAGAUGAUGAGAGCUGGAAAAGGAGAUGACUCUGCUGAAGGAGAUGAUAAAGCCAAGGAAUUUCUGAUGACCUCCAAAGAUGCCUAUUGCGGCAUCGUCACCUCCCCUAUGACCAUCAUCCAUCCACUGCAUGGCUGCUCUGACCCGCAUGGACUGGCUCGCACGCUGGAAGAAGUAGAGCCCAAAUAUGUGGUGCUCUAUGAUGCAGACAUGAGCCUUGUCAGGCAGCUGGAGGUGUACAAAGCGUCCCGGCCAGGCAAGCCUCUCCGCGUGUACUUCAUGAUGUAUAAAGGCUCGGUGGAGGAGCAACGCUAUCUGACCACACUGAGGAAGGAGAAAGAGGCGUUUGAGUACCUCAUUCGCGAGAAAGCCACAAUGGUGAUCAGUGAAGAACAAGAUGGUCGCUCAGAGGAUGACCCAAACCUAGCAAGAGGCGCGGGUCAGCAGCAGGCAGGCCCCAGCUCUAGGAAAGGUGGUGUGGACAUUGUACAGAAGAAUCAGGUUAUUGUUGACAUGCGAGAAUUCCGCAGUGAACUCCCUUCGCUCAUACAUCGGCGUGGCAUUGAAAUAGAACCCAUCACUCUAGAGGUUGGGGAUUACAUCUUGACUCCAGACAUCUGUGUUGAGCGGAAAAGCGUUAGCGAUUUGAUUGGCUCAUUGAACAACGGCCGACUAUACCAGCAAGCCCUGAGCAUGAGCAGGUUCUACAAGCGGCCAAUGCUGCUCAUAGAGUUUGAUGCCAAUAAGCCUUUCUCUUUACAGGCCAAGUCAAGUCUCGGCAGCGAUGUGUCCCUGCAGGAUGUGACCUCAAAGCUGGCCAUGCUUACCAUGCACUUCCCCAAACUCCGCCUGCUCUGGUGCCCCUCCCCCUAUGCCUCUGCCGAGCUGUUUGAGGAGCUUAAGGCAGGUCGUCCUCAGCCCAACGCUGAAAUAGCCAUGACCGUCACGGCCUCCAGCUCCGAGGUACCUGAGUGGAACGACAAAUACAAUCACGGCCCACAGGAUUUUGUUUUACGCAUGCCGGGCAUCAACUCGAAGAAUUUCUUCAACAUUUUGAACAAGUUCCGGGACCUUCACGAGGUGUCAGAGGCCAGCUUGGAAGAGCUGACGCAGGCACUGGGCAGUGCCACACACGCUCAGCAGCUGUAUGACUUUCUGCACAAGGAGCACAGUGUAGAAGAUGCAACAGUGAAAGAUGCGUCAAAAGAGAAAAAGAAGUUUAAAGGGAGGGGAGGGAAGGGCUUUGCGAGUCGGGGAAGAGGGAAGGCUUUUGUUGGUCAGGGGAGGGGGGUGAAAAGAAAAAACUGAUUCUUUUUUUGUGUGUGUGUUUGGGGGGGGGUUCUUUUUUUUGGGGAUAGGGGUGUAAAGGUGACUUUUGUGACUGGCAUUCUAUAUUCAAAAUGAACUGCGGACAUAUUGAAAUUAGGGAGAAUGAUGAUAUGUGAAUUUCUUCUUGUGGCUUGAUGGUUGUUUGUAGAAGGGAGGAAGGUAGAGCUGCUCUACUAUCCUUGUUUUUGGUUACUUGAGGGGGGCGGGGAGAAUGGGGUUUGCCACCUCACUUUAAAUUGACCCCCCAAAAAUUGUGUCUCUGUAAGAUUGUUUGGAAAUCUUUUCAAGUGUGGCAAGAGAUAUUUAUGAAGUGUAGUGAGGUUACACUGAUAAAAAUAGUUUUGUCUUCUAAAAGAAACAGGCUUUGCAUAAUACUGGAAUUUUUUUAUGCUAGAAUCAUUUGAUAUUCUACUUACAUCACUCAAGAACAGGUGAUUCAUGAUUUUGUGCCAUAGGUAUAUUAGUCCAAGGCUGUUAGAUUAUACAGUCCUCAUUUGUCUGUUGUGUAUACCCUUUGCUGGGAUUUAACUCUCUAUAGAGAUUGUUCCUAUUUAUAGCUUCAGGCAGCUAUAUAUAUAUAAUAUGUUGAUCACAAUGAAAUUCAGAUGAAAUCAAAUGUGAGGUGAUGCAUGUGAAAGGUUAGUGUAUUAGUAAGUUUUAUACAGAAUGAACUUGUUAUGCAGAAUGUCAGUUAUCGUUUAUUGUAUGUGGAGGAAAAAAGAGAGAAGGGUUGGGAUAUGUCCUCAUGUGACAUCCAUAUAACGCCUUCGUACAUAUGCAUACACGUAGUCUGUAAUAUUGUUGUUACUGUUGUUGUUAUUUAUUAAUAUAUUAUACAUCUGAGAGUUGAGUAAAAGAUAGAAAUUACAAAUUAUUGAAUAAAUGUGACUGGGAAGUU
This is a messenger RNA of Aplysia californica (California sea hare), 4019 nucleotides long. Its product is annotated as DNA repair endonuclease XPF. The record is from RefSeq and is a predicted model, not a curated record. The transcript is spliced from 23 exons. Gene Ontology annotation, biological process: nucleotide-excision repair involved in interstrand cross-link repair; double-strand break repair via homologous recombination; resolution of meiotic recombination intermediates. Gene Ontology annotation, molecular function: damaged DNA binding; single-stranded DNA binding; single-stranded DNA endonuclease activity. Gene Ontology annotation, cellular component: nucleotide-excision repair factor 1 complex. The coding region runs from base 368 to 3100 and encodes 910 amino acids. Lineage: Eukaryota; Metazoa; Mollusca; Gastropoda; Aplysiida; Aplysiidae.